Molecule: messenger RNA, 445 nt
Organism: Rhopalosiphum maidis (corn leaf aphid)
Lineage: Eukaryota; Metazoa; Arthropoda; Insecta; Hemiptera; Aphididae
Exons: 3
Coding region: 104-412 (102 amino acids)
Source: RefSeq, a predicted model, not a curated record
CGGCACACGAAAUUGCCAAUUAUUUGCCCACACACAACACCAGUGAUAGACUUAAUUUGUUUGUUUUUUUCCUCGUUAUAUUUUUUAAGCCCUACAGAACAAUAUGUCGCGGCGUUCUCAAAGUGAUGAUGACGAAAACAAUGUAGAGAAAACGCAUGAAGAAUAUGUGUUAGAGAUGUUGCAGUAUUUUCAUACUUACCACUCUGCUAUAAAUGAUACCAGGGCGAGAAUCGAUGGCAAUGGAAAUUCAGCUGAAAAUAGAGUGAACGGACAAAGGCGUUCCAAUUCGGAUGUUUAUAGGCUCCUCUACGCGCCUAUCGGUGAAGUAGGGCCGGAAAUCGUCAUCGAUGCUUCAUCUGAAGAAGACGAGAAUGAUCCGUCCGAGAAGAACUCCAAUAAAAAUAAUAAAUAAAAAUAAUACUGAUGAAAUCUUCGUAUUUUAUUU